UAUUUGUGCAAUGUAUCACAUGACACAUUCUAAAAAAAUAAAGGUUUUUAGCCUGCGGACGAAAUAUAAAGUAUCUUUUUGAUGGAAGAUUGUUCUGAAGUUGGGAAGUAAUGUAUAAUUAAAGCGAUGACAACUUGACAUGCAGUGAACAGAAUGGCUCUGCAAAGCUUGAACAAUUCAGUCUAUACAUAUCAGUCAUCAAUUCACAGUUCCAAUGUUCUAAAUCAUCUCAAUAAUCAAAGACAACAAGGCAUUCUUUGUGAUAUGACUGUAAUGGUGGAAGAUCAGUUCUUUCAUGCUCAUUGUUCAGUGCUUGCUGCAUGCAGUGAUUAUUUUCAUGCAAGACUUAUAGGACGAGAUGGACCCGUAUUUACUAUGGCUCUUCCAAAAGAGGUUACUGCUAAAGGAUUUAGUUCAUUGCUUGAUUUUGCAUAUACUGCCAAAUUAAUUUUAACCAAAGAAAGUAUAUUGGAAAUCCAAACAUGUGCUGAUUUCCUUGGGUUCCAUAACUUAGAGAAAACAUGCUUCAGUUUUCUUAAUUCAAAAUUUUUUCAGACUGAAACAGACUUUGAGAAUAAUAGUGAAAAAAAAUGCCCUAGGUCAAAGUACUGGAAGUCCAAAACUCAGACGGUUUUUGAAGAGUCUAUGCUUUUGGAUGUUAACUUUGGCCUUGUAGAUGAUGAUUGUUCUAGUGCUCUUGGUUCUAAUGUGCUUGAUAAAGAGGCAAGUUUGAUUACCAGAGAGAUUAAUACGCACACUCUGUCCACUUCACUGAGUUCCAUUUACAAGAAGAUUCAGAAUCAUUCAGAAGAAAAUCAGGUAACACAGAUUGAAGAAUGUGCUGACAAAGGUCAAAGUUUUGACGGCAUAGAUAAAGAAAGUGGGCGCAAUAACUUUGAAAUGAAUAAGAUCAAUUAUGAAGAAACAAAAAAAUGUACCUCUCAAGAUGCAGGCAAUAACAAUGUCUGUUAUCCUUGUACUAACACGCUUUCUGGAAAACCUGCCCUGUUUAACCCCUUGCAAAGUAAAACCAUUUCUCUUCAGAGUCCAGAGAAGAAGAAAGUUUUAGAAGGCUAUAGCACAAAGAAUAACAACACCUCUCUUUUUGGAGCAAAAAAAAUAGAAAACAUUCUAGACAUUCCUACUACUUCUGAAAGCAUUCAGGAGGGAAACCUAAAUAUCAGUGCUGGAAGUAGCAGGGAAAGGGAAGUAUCACAACAUCUGGCUAUGGAAGUUUGGAAUGAACUGAGUACAGCCCAUGAAGAAGAAGGUCAGACUUUGCCUGUACAGAUCUCUUCAGAGAAACUCACUGAAUGCCCCUGGUUAUCCAUAAACAUAAAUGAAACUUGCAAAUCAUACUCCAAUAUCCAUGCAAAGGAAACAGAGUGCCCCUUCUUAAAUGAUUUAAAUAAUCAAUCAUACCUAAUAAACUCAAAGGAGCAAUAUAAAGAAUGUGAACUAGAAGGAUCACAAUUGAUGAAAAGUCCAAACAUCUCUUCGUUAAAUUCUGAAGAUGAAUCUGAUUUUGACACUGAGGGAGACAAUGAAUCUUGCACAAGAGAGCAAACAUAUGAGAUAGAGCUACCUUUUCCUGUGGAAAAUAUUGCCUCUGUUGCUAGAAAUGAAUUUCAGCAGAUGAUAAAAAAAUACUGCUUAUCUCAGGAACAACUGGAUUUUAUACAUGAUAUCCGUCGACGAAGCAAAAAUCGAAUUGCUGCACAACGCUGUCGUAAAAGAAAGCUAGACUGCAUUCAGUAUUUAAAAUGUGAAAUUGAUAGACUGAAAAAUGAAAAGAAGAAGAUGCUGUUUGAAAGUAACCAGUUAAAAAUAAACAUUGAAGAAAUAAAGCACAAUCUUUCUGGUCUUUGCCAUAAGAUAUGCAGUGAAGCUGCUCUUAAACCUGACCAAAUCAGUGUUCUUGCCAAAUAUUCUUCUCCAGAAUGUCCGCUUUCUUCCCUGAUGACAGAAGGAAAGGAUAUCAAUGAAUGUGAUCUUCUGGUAUCUUCUAUUAAGGACUUUCCUGUAGAUACUUUAGUUGUAGGCUUUACAGAAGAGUCUAAAGUUUAGUCUAUUAAUGAUGAUUGUACAACAAAUCUCAAUCGUUUAUUUUCAGGGAUACACAACAAAUUCUUAUAACAAUAAAAAACAAAAUUAUGCCAAAAAUAUGAGAGUUUUAUGAGGAAGCAGAUAUUUGACAUUAUUGACCUGAAUCUUUUAUAAUAAGCAUUAGAUUCUCACAGAAGAUAUACUGUAUAUGUAAUAUAAGGAACAAAAAGUUAAAAAAUUUUUCCACAUUGAAAAGCAAUGAAGCUAAAAGACAACAUUUCAGCAGUAUAGUCUUCAUCAUGUUUACAACUGGAAUAUUGUGGUCUUUUACCUUCUUUCCCAUUCGUCAUGGUUUUACAUUUUUAUACUUGGCAGAUGUAUGCUGUUAUAGUCUUUCACUAUCUCUAUAUGUAAUGUAUUUGUGUUCCAUGUAUUUUUAAAUGUAUAUACAGUAGUUUUCAAGCCAACAUUCAAAAUAGGUAAUCAGACAGCAUCACACAGAAUAUAACAUUCAGUACUUAGUAGCUACUAGCAGUUUUAAUUAUGCUACAGUCAUCUAACCUUUGCACAAGUCGACUUGCGAAUGGUGUACAAAUGCAACUUCCAACAAAAAUAUUUAGUAGUUAUAUGUCAAGAUACAUUAUGGUGGUUUUUCAAGAGUCAACCGUCUUCCAUGUGCCAUCAAAAUAUUUUUGAUGCAAGAUGCUAGGAGCACAUUGUGUAUAUCAGUGGGAUUAAUCCACUAUGUCAUCAAAGCAAAUGCUGUACAAACCUAAAUUUUCAUAUGCUGAAUGUAUGCACAUUAUCAUUUAAUGGCUUUAAUAAGCCUACCCUUGAAAGCAUGCAGGCACGCCCUCCAAUAUGUUUUCAUGAUUCUGAAAGACACUUUCAUUAUUUUGCCAUUUUAGUUUUUCUUACUUUAGUUUAUUAAUAUAUUGUGGUGAUACAAUUUGCUAAUGAACUUUCAUAAAAAAAUUAUAAGUUAUUAUCUUUCUUAACACUAGAAUCCCUGAAGUUUACAUUUUUUUUUCAUUGUCCCAGACCUCCUUAAAUUUUCCUGACAAACGCCAAAAACCUCAUAGUUCCUUAUCACUGCGCUAAUAGCUUGCUUUUGUUUUGUAAAUGUGUAAAUGCUACACCCAUCUCCCACCCCUGUUCAGUCAGAUGAAGGCAUCACCAGGCUGCAAACAUCACAGUUCAAGUCUGUAUUGAAGUGUUUAUCUGAUGAUUUGUAAGGAAUUAUGUAGGUAAUGAAAUACAAUAAGAAGAGAAAAUGUUUUCUUAUGUUACAUUAUAAUGUUGACGUGAAGUGUAGAAUGUGUGGAGACUGAACCCCAAAUAUCCAAUAAACACUUUCACAAAAGAUGUAACAAAAUAAAUAUGCUUUUACUCAAGAAUAAAAGUGAAGAAAAAGAAGCUGAUCAAUUGACAUGUUGCUAAAAGCCCAGCUAUCUGUCAGUACAAAGUAAAGGAUGUUCACAUAUAUGUGUGUUUGCACUUUUCAUUUUCAACCAGUUGUCACAGUAGUAAUGCUAUUCUGUCUCAGAUGGCGCAGUGGAAAAGCCACUACUUAGCAACCUCAAGGUAAUAGGUUCGAAUCUUGCAUCGUCCUUACAUUUAGCGCUUUGAGUAGUGAGCUGCUAUUAUUUUCACAUAAUAAAAACAUAUAUUUGAUGUGAGUCUGUAACAUCCUGCAUAAAGUUAUGGUACUUGUAAAAGUUAGCACUGAAGGGAUAAAAGCAGACAUACAAAUGCAGCCCAAUCAUUUCUUCUUGGUGUCUUGUUGAGCAAACAGACACCACAAUGUCUAUGGUGAAUGUUACUUUUCCUCGCACACAGACAUUCACAUCAACAUGUCAUUUGAACAAUUUUUUUACUCAGUUUUAUUCAAGAAUCCAAGAAUAAAAUUGAAUUAAAAAAUAGUUCAAAUUCAGUUUUAUUCAAGAAUCCAAGAAUAAAACUGAAUAAAAAAAAUGAGAAACUGUUGAAGUGAAGUGUGUAAUGUGUGAAUCAAAAAAGAAAAAUUGCACAUAAAGUAGAGUCUUAACAGCCUAUGUAAAGUUAUGGUACUUAUAAAAGUUAGCAUUUUCUUUUAUUCGGUUUUAUUGUCUCAGUCACGUUCACAUUGCCUCGAUCUGACACUGUUAGUUUUCAGAUAGAGACGUGAAUUAACGAAGUUACUUUUUGUGAAAGUGUUUAUUUGAUAUUUGGACUUCAGUCUUCACACAUUACACACUUCACGUCAACAUUUUGUCAUUAUUACUAUAAUAUAUGAAAAAUGUUCUGUUUUAGUUAUGUGUUCAACAUUUCUUGCCUAGCAAAAAACGGCAUACUACAUUUACACAGAUUAUUGUAGACAUGGAACAGACAUGCAACCUGCGUAUAUCAAAUAACAAUGUAUUAUUUUCCUAUACAAUUCCAGACAUCUCACUCACAGAUAAACAGACUUCAGCUGCCUUGGUAGGGGAUAGGAUAGCAGGCUGCCUGCCCACAGCCGAUUGACACAUUUGCAAAAUAAAGGUGUUAUUAGCUUAGUGAUGAGGAGUUGCGAGUAAAAUUAAGGUGGCCCAGCAUUAUGAAUAUUUUUGCAGGUUUCAGGGAUCCUAAAAAUAUUACAAUGGAAUGGUUUUAACUGUUUCUGUUGUGUAGCACAUCAAAUGCUUAUUGAUACAGAAAUACUUUUAUGUGUGUCAAUAAUGUCAAUAAUCCCAAAAAUAAACAUUCAUCUAUAAAUAUUCUAACAAAAACAAACAGCCACCUAUAAAUUUGUAUUUUAUAACCCUACAUUUACUCUAAUCUCAGUAUCAGAAAGCAUUAUUAUUUCCGAAAAUGAGCCAUGCAGUGAUUUUGCAAAUGCAUUUAAAAUGUAUAGUUUCCCACUUGUAUACUUGUUUAGUUGAUAUUAGAUUUGGUAACAAAUCCUAAGUAGUGCGACUAUUGGCAUUGAGUGGAUCUUUAUUUUCUAUUUUGUUUUUCAACAAUGCAAAAAUCUACUUAAAUAUAAUUUAUUUAUUUAGUGUCUCUUAAUGUCUGCUUCUUGAUUGGGUACUACUUUUAAUGGUUUGUAAAUAUUUUUCCUUGGAAUCUUCUCAGCUGAAGGGUUUUUUUAAAUAAAAUUACAAAAUAUAAAAAAUAUCAUAAUAAAAUCUUCAGUAGCAUUCAAUAAAUUUACUGCCACCAUAGCAUAUUGACAAUCAAUAAAUCAAGCAAUACUGGUCUGGAGGGUGACUGCUUAUGUAAAUAUCGGACUUAGUUAUCAUGUCAUUCAUGAAGAAUAUGACAAAUACACAUGGAGCAGAUGUCAUGUUUCAAUGUAGAAUGACUGUUUACAAAAGAAACAUGGUAAGUUUUUCAUAAAUAUAAACAUAAAAAGACUUUUUGUUUCUUUCUAAAACUAUAUUGAUACAUUUUUACUGAAUUACUACUUAAAUUUGUUUCAGUAAUAAAGUUAUAAUUCAUUUUACAUUCAUUAUUUUUUUAUAGUAUUUAACUAAAAAUGUAAUAUUUUUUUAAAAUAAAAGCCAUAUGUAAAGUAACGUUCAAUUGCAGAUUGUAAUAACAUAGACUUGCAGGAUUUUUGGGUCAUGUAUUUCACAUUUUAGAUGCUUUUGUCUGCCAACAGUCAUUUUGUGAUUUUAGCCUUCUUCAAAUUUUUGAUAAUAAUAAUAUGAUUUGGUAUAUACUGUAUAUGUUUAGACACAUAUACAUAAUUUUCAGACAUGUAAUGUAUACAGCCACAAAAGUAUUCAGUCCCUUGAUCAAUUCUCUAAUUUACUGAAUAACAUAUCCUACAUUGAAAUUUUGCCUUGUGACAUUUUUAUAUAAUAUCACUGAAUCUCACAAUUUUAAUCUGAUGUUGUUUAUGCAUGAAAACAUUUAAGAAAAACAUGUUUGUAUGUGUAUUAUUUUUUGGCUCAUCUAAUUUGUCUUUUCUCAAUAAGAUCUUUGACUUUAUUAAUGCUGCACUGAUUUCCUUGGCUAAUAUGCCAUUAGUAUGAUUUUUUAAAUGAAUUAGAACCUGACUGGACAUUAGUAAUUCAAAGAGUUUUUGUGUGUAAUCACAAGCUUGGUUUUUCUUAUAGUUGGUGGUUAUGUUGUUUGGUAGUGAUAAGCAAGCUAAUAUCAAAGUGAAAAUAGAUCUCUGCAAAGUGGUCUAAAUUAAUGACAAAUAUAAAACAUAAAAUAAUUGAUCACACAAGUAUGCCACCUUGCAGACCCCCGUGAACCUGUAGUUAGGAUAUAGCAGGUUGGAUAAUGGAUGGAUGGAAGUAUUCCACCGUUAAGUCAGUGUUUAGCAGAUGCACCUUUGGCAGAAAUUCCAGCUUUGAAUCUGUGUGGACAGGUUUUUAGGCAGUGUAGUUUUUCCCCAUUCUUCUUUGUGUAACUGCUCAAACUCUGUCAGGUUACAUGGGAAUGGUGAGUGAACAGCCUUUAUCAAGUUCAGCCACAAAUUCUCAAUUAGAGUGUGGUCUGGACUUUGCCACUCCAGGAUAUUAAAAUUGUUGUUUAUAAGCCAUUCCUUUGUAGAUUUGGCUUUAUGCUUGGGGUCAUUGUUUUGUGCAAAAGUCUGGUUUUCAUCCAGGAUACCCUGUAUUUUGCUGCAUUCAUUUUACACUCACAAGCCCUCCAGGGACUACUGCAGAGAAGCAUCCCAACAGCAUGAAGAUGCUACUGUCAUGCUUUGCAGUAGGGAUGGUAUGUUUUUGAUAAAAUACAAUUUAAUUUUGGAUCAUCAGACCACAGAACCUAUUUUCAGCUGACUUCAGGGUCUGCCUUGAGCCUUAAGGCAAACUCUAGCCAAGAUGUCAUGAGCUCUUUUUUUUAACAGUGGCUUUCUCUUUCUCACUCUGCAAUGAAGCUGUGACUGGUGAAGCACCCAAGCAACAGAUGUAUGCAUAGUCUCUCCAAUUUUAGUCACUAUUGCUUAUAACUCCUUCAGAGUUGUCAUAGAUCUCUUGUUGGCCUUUCAGAAUCACUCUGUUUUUGUGGAUAGACUAAUUUAGGCUGGUUUACAUCAGUACCAUACUCUUUCCCUUUCUUAAAGAUUGAUUUAACAGUACUUAAAGGGACAUUCAGUGACUUGGAUUAUUUUUUUAUAUUCAUCUUCUGACUUGUGAUCUUUUCUCAUGGAUGCUUUAUUGUUGUGUAGGUUAGGCCACAAUAUUGAAUACACACAAGUUUGACCUUCCAGAUACGGGUACAUUUAUACUACAGUCAAUUGAACCCUUGACUAAAGAUAUAUUAUCUCCAUUUUACUAACCAACCAGCUGCACCAUUCAUAAUCUAAGGGGGUGAAUAUGUAAUGUGAUCAGUUACUUUGAAAAGAGAGGGUGAAAACUUUUUAUAGCCACUGUAUGUGAGUUUGCAGCAAUUAAAAUUUAAAAAAUUAAGUACCUGUUAUUUUAACCCUUCCUCUUUUUCAUUGAAUCUUUCAUUUCCAACAUUAUUGUGCAUAAAUAAUUACCUUUUCCACCUGUACUUAUUAAAUGCCAUUUAACCAUUUUUGUUUGAUAUAUACAAACCCUUUACAUAAAUGUUCAUUGUGAGAUUAUUAUGAAUGUAAGAUGUGCAAGACAUCAUAAUAAAAGUAACUUAAAAAUU
Molecule: messenger RNA, 7647 nt
Organism: Erpetoichthys calabaricus (reedfish)
Lineage: Eukaryota; Metazoa; Chordata; Cladistia; Polypteriformes; Polypteridae
Product: transcription regulator protein BACH1-like
Exons: 5
Coding region: 154-2067 (637 amino acids)
Biological process (GO): regulation of transcription by RNA polymerase II
Molecular function (GO): protein binding; DNA-binding transcription factor activity, RNA polymerase II-specific; RNA polymerase II cis-regulatory region sequence-specific DNA binding
Source: RefSeq, a predicted model, not a curated record